AUGAGCUGUGAGAGAUAUACAUUCACCCCUCUUAAAGUUAAAGAUGCAGGCGUUGUUACACUUGCCGAGCACGUUUCGGAUCUUGACAUUACAGUCGACUGCUUUGAAUGCUUAAAAUCCCCACCAGCAACACAAAUGCCUCAGAUUACAGUUUCAAGAUCACAGAAAAAUGUUAUUCGUGGUCUUCAUUGCAGCCCACAUCAUAAGCUUGUCCAAUGCCCAACAGGAAAGGCUUUUGAUGUUGUUGUUGAUCUUAGACCAGAUUCACCAACAUUCCUUCAAUGGGAUGGCCAUUGGAUUGAUAGAACACACCAUAUGUUCAUUCCACCAUUCUGUGCUCAUGGUUUCUUCGCUUCCGAAGACGAUACAGCUAUCUUAUAUCUUCAGGGUGGCUGCUUCGCUCCAGAGCUUGAUUUCUCUCUUAACUACCUUGAUAAGACAGUCAAUGUUGACUGGCCAAAGCCAAUUGAUGCCGAUGAUUACGUAAUUUCACCAAAAGAUCGCGGAAAUCCAAUGCUUGAUGAAGCAAUGAUUGAGAAGCUCAGAGAACGUACAAGGAACCCAUUAAUCGGAAGACAGAUCGCUCCAUACGCUGAUUUCGCAGUUGUUGCUCCAUCAAAGGAUAUCGCUCUCCCACUCUUCGAAAGCUUUGAAGAGAAGCAGCUUAAGGUUCACCUUUGCUGCGGAAACGGUAUCUACCGUGAUACUUUCGAAACCGAAAUGGUCGCAUUACGUCCAAAGUACGGUGUUAUCAUGGCUGUUGAUACAAGCAAGGAAAUUGAUGAGACAAUUGUUAGUGUUCUCAACAUCAUGGCUGCUUGCUUCGCUCGUGAACUCCCAUUAGUUGUAUUAUUCGAUGCCCUCAAAUUCAACGGCCUCGAACAGCUUAAGGAUAUCUUCCAGAAGGAAUGCGGAAAGUUCGCUUACUUCGUUACUUGCGAUGGAAAGCCAACAAAGGAUCUCGGUGCUAAGAUCGCUCAGGCAGCUAUUGACGGAAAGGUUGGUUUCUAUGAAUAUACAGCUGGUGAACUUAAGCAACUCUAA
Molecule: messenger RNA, 1044 nt
Organism: Trichomonas vaginalis G3
Lineage: Eukaryota; Parabasalia; Trichomonadida; Trichomonadidae
Product: dTDP-4-dehydrorhamnose 3 5-epimerase
Exons: 1
Coding region: 1-1044 (347 amino acids)
Biological process (GO): polysaccharide biosynthetic process
Cellular component (GO): cytosol
Molecular function (GO): dTDP-4-dehydrorhamnose 3,5-epimerase activity
Source: RefSeq, a predicted model, not a curated record